GUUCUGGAGUGACAUUGUGUUGCAUGUUGUGUAUUUGAUUAACAGACUCCCUUCUACUGUUCUUGAGAACAAGUCCCCGUAUGAGCUUUUGUAUGGUAAAGCUCCAAACCUGAAUGGCUUAAAGGUUUUUGGAUCCCUUUGUUAUGCUUCUUCUUUGCAUAGGGACAGAACCAAAUUUGAUUUCAGGGCCAGGCAAUGUAUAUUCCUUGGUUUUCCUGCAGGGAUUAAAGGCUUCAAGCUUUUUGAUAUCAAUUCACACUCUUUCUUUGUUUCCAGAGAUGUGAUUUUCUAUGAAUCUAUUCUCCCCUUUCACUCUACUCCUUCUUCUAUUUCUACUCCCGAUUCAUCUUUCCCCAUGACUACAGAAUCCAUCCUACCACAUUUCUCUUCUACUUCACCAACUCCAUCUGUUUCACCAAUUCUUCCUAAUUCCCCACCUUCAUCUCCACUUCAGCCUACAAACUCUACCACACCUUCUACUUCUUCUACUAUUCCUUCUACCUCUUCCACACUGCCUGUUGUCUCUGAGGAAAUUCCUCAUGCAAUCAGUUUGCAUUUUGAGGGGGAGGAUAGUGAGAUUGAAGUGUUUCCUAAGUAGAAUGACACAGAUGAAGCUAAAUUUUUAAGAAAGUCAAGUAGAACUCGUACUGUACCAGUUAGGCAUAAAGACUAUCAUGUCAGCAUGGACUUUUUCUACUAUUCCUUCUACCUCUUCCACACUGCCUGUUGUCUCUGAGGAAAUUCCUCAUGCAGUCAGUUUGCAUUCUGAGGGGGAGGAUAGUGAGAUUGAAAUGUUUCCUGAGUAGAAUGACACAGAUGAAGCUAAAUUUUUAAGAAAGUCAAGUAGAACUCGUACUGUACCAGUUUGGCAUAAAGACUAUCAUGUCAGCAUGGCUGCAUCAACCUCUAAGCACCACAUUUUUCAUCAGGUUGGCUAUGAUCAUUUGUCUGCUUCGCAAAGAGCUUUUGCUCUUAGUGUUUUGUCCAUACAAGAGCCCUCAUCUUAUGCUGAGGCUUGUAAGGAUCCUAGAUGGAAUCAAGCCUGUAAAGAGGAAAUCUAUGCCUUGUAUGAAAAUCAAACAUGGGAAUUGGUCAAGCUACCACCAGGGAAGAAACCUAUAGGUGCAAAGUGGGUGUUUAAGGUGAAAUAUAGGUAUGAUGGUACAAUUGAAAGGUUCAAAGCCAGGCUAGUUGCUAAGGGUUAUACUCAGAUCUAUGGGAUUGAUUUUCUUGACACCUAUUCCCCAGUAGCUAAGAUUAAUUCAGUCAAAAUUCUGUUAGCAGUGGUUGUCUCUAAGGAUUGGCACAUUCACCAGAUGGAUGUGUCCAAUGCCUUUCUUCAUGGAGACUUGGAGGAGGAAGUGUAUUUGGAAAUUCCACCUGGAAUUGAUGUUCCUAGGGAUUCAGGUCUUGUUUUUAAGCUUAAGAAAUCCUUAUAUCACCCGAAACAGGCAAGCAGACAGUGGUUUGCAAAGCUCACCAGUGCAUUGUUGAAAAAUGGUUAUUCACAAAUAGCCUCUGAUUACUCAAUGUUUGUGAGAUGGAUUCAGGGAAGAGUGGUGGUGGUUCUUGUUUAUGUUGAUGACAUUCUUAUUGCUGGGAGUUAUCUUGGGGACAUAGAACAAUUGAAGAAGUUUCUGAGUAAAGAAUUCAAGGUUAAAGACCUUGGUCAAUUGAGUUAUCUCCUGGGACUGGAAGUCAUUAGAGAUCACAAGGGGAUCUCAGUCAGUCAAAGGAAAUAUUGUUUGGAAUUGCUUGAUGAUACGGGUUUUGUAGAAGCAAAAGGUUGCUUGUCACCUGUUGAUUGCAAUGUUAAGCUUUCUGUAGAUCAAGGAGAGUUGAUGGCAGAUCCUGGAGUCUACAGAAGACUGAUAGGAAGACUGCACUAUCUCACCAUUACAAGGCCUGAUGUGGCCUAUGUUCAACAGCUAGCUCAAUUUCAAGUUGCCCCUUGUGUUGAGCAUUUACAAGCAGCACACAGAGUCAUUAGAUACUUAAAACAAACUCUUGGUAAGGGUUUAAUUUUCAGGGCAGAUUCAAAACUUGAACUAUCUAGCUACUGUGAUGCUGACUGGGCAAGUUGUCCAGAUUCAAGGAGAUCUCUCACUGGCUACUGCACCUUCUUAGGGACUUCAUUGAUCAUCUGGAAGACUAAGAAAUAGACUACAGUCUCCAGAUCUUCCUCUGAGGCUGAGUAUAGAGCUUUAGCUCAGGUUGUUUGUGAAGUGCAGUGGUUAAGAAACCUCUUGACUGAAAUGGGAGUUAAGGUACCCUUACCAAUCCCUCUCUUUUGUGACAACAAAUUUGCUAUGCACAUUGCUGAAAAUCUCGUGUUUCAUGAAAGAACAAAACAUAUUGAGAUUGAUUGCCAUGUUACAAGAGAAAGGUUGAAGUCUGGUUUGAUCAAACGGUUCCAUGUAAGGACUGAUGACCAAGUUGCAGAUUUGUUCACCAAAGGCAUGACUCGUUAUAGAUUGAAGUUCUUGUUGGACAAGCUGGGAGUGUGCAAUGCUUACUCGCCAGCUUGUGGGGGAGUAUCAAGUGAAUCAGAAGAAGAUGAUGGUCUGCAGAAAUGAAGGAAGCUCUGCAGAGUUGAAUGAAGAAGAAAUCUCACCCAGAAACGUUUCGUUUCUGGUUCCCUCCACUCAACUUGAACGAAGAGGCAAAGCGGUGUCGUUUGUGGAGUCUCGGGUUUUACCAUUGAGUGGACUGUUACCGUAGCGAAUAGAGGAGAGGCACGUGUCGUUUACUUUACUGUCAAUUUGAAUUUCUGUUUAUCUUUUCUUCUUCUGAGUUUGUAACGUGAAGAACACAGUUCUGUUUACAUAUAUAAAUCAAAGGCAGAGAGCAGAUGCUUCUCUUGCGCGUUUCCCAUUUCUGUGUCGCAUUUUUCUUCUUCUGCUUAACCUUAGCUCAGCUAGUUUGAUAACUCCCACUGCCGCAGCUGUGGCGGCGGCAACUUCUUCUUCUUCGAAACCACAAUAUCAAAAAUCAAACCUUUUAGUUACCAUGAUCUGAUUGUUCCACUAGAAGAUUCUUUAUCAUAAUGUUACUACUAGCUUUACCUCCCAAGUUGGAUAGAUCAGCAGUUAGAUAUGAGAGACUAAUGUUCCACUGAAUAUGAUCAAGUGAUCUGGACCCUCCAGCACCUCAGUCGGUGGACAAUCAGCGCUGCUUAGGUUUAGGAAUUUAAUAUGAAUAUUUUUUAUUUUUUAUUUAUUUUUAAUAGUAGUGAUAAUGAGGUAGAAUCUUUAAAAUUAAUUUUAUUUUUUAUUUUUCACGUCAUACAUUUAACAGUCAACUUUGAGAGUUGACUGCACAUCAGACAAAGUUAACGAAGUUGGACGGAGAUUGACCAACUAAAGUUAGUGACCACGAAAUAAAUUAAAUAUUUUUAAUGACCAAACAUGAACUUUUUUAGUAAUAUCAGUGACCAAACUUGUCAUUUAUCCGAUUUUCCCCUAUAGAAAAUAGGUUACAACAAGUUAAAUAAACUCUGCAAUGCACGUGUACUUGCUACAGCUUGCCCCGCUUUCAAUUUUUAAAAAUUUCAGAAGGUUUCUUUCCAAAGAAUUAAGAAUGUUUACUUCAUUUGACUAAGAUUUUUAUAUAUGUGGCUUGCAUCAUUCAAACACUGUUUAGACAUUCUACAAGAUUCCCAAGCCAGUUUGGACUUACACUAAAACAACUACAAAACUGUUUAGACAUUCUACAAGAUUCCCAAGCUAGUUUGGACUUACACUAAAACAACUACAAAACUCGGUUUUAAAGACAAAUCUAUACAAUAAAUAAAAGUCAAAUGAGAAAACUUGAAGUCUCAUUCUAAAUUUCCUGCAUCCAGCGUGAAAGUAGGAAGGACAUUUUGGUAUUCACAAUUACUUUUUUUAUUCAUUAAAAAGACACUUACAAUGAUUCGAACCAUGACAACUUUAAAGAAAAGCAAAGAUCGUAACCAAUCACUCUAAGUACAUUUGUUGUAUCUUUUUAAAUUAAAAACAUAUAAUCGCAGAGAGGAAAAAACUCUUCCCUCAUUUCAAAUUCCCUGCUCCAGGAGCGUUUGUAGGAAGGAUAGAAUAAAGAGUGUCAAAUUUU
Messenger RNA from Linum trigynum, 4092 nucleotides. Lineage: Eukaryota; Viridiplantae; Streptophyta; Magnoliopsida; Malpighiales; Linaceae. The record is from the annotation of a GenBank genome assembly.